Messenger RNA from Myxocyprinus asiaticus (Chinese sucker), 1773 nucleotides. Its product is annotated as keratin, type I cytoskeletal 18-like. Gene Ontology annotation, molecular function: structural molecule activity. Bases 87 to 1388 code for a protein of 433 amino acids. The record is from RefSeq and is a predicted model, not a curated record. Lineage: Eukaryota; Metazoa; Chordata; Actinopteri; Cypriniformes; Catostomidae. The transcript is spliced from 9 exons.
GGCACUGUUAGGUACUGAGCACGGUUUAGCACUCUUCACAUCACACACUCCAGAAGCAGUCAUCCCCUGCAAGCGCAACAGAGAACAUGGCAUCUAGCAUGUCCGUACGGAGUUUCUCUCUGGGUCGACAGCCCUCUUUCACCAGUUUGUCUCUGAGGGACAGCGGACGUGCCCGAUCCAAAGCUGCCGUCUCAUUCGCUGCCGCCAAGCCCCUGUCUCGAUCUUCCUCCAUGAGCAUGUCGGACCUGAACGGUCUGUCCAACCUGUCCCUCAACGGCCUGCACGGAAACAGCACCAAUGAGAAAGAGGCCAUGCAGAGCCUCAACAGCCGCCUGGCCAACUACCUGGACAAGGUUCGCACUCUCGAGAAGUCCAACGCUGACCUGGAGCUGAGAAUCAAGCAACUGAUGCUGGAACGUGUGCCCAAAGGUCACGACAUCGAUUCCAUGAUGGCCCAAGCCCACGCUCUAGAACAGGAAGUGAGAAAGAAAACUCUGGAGAACGCUCGCAUCAUGUUGGAGAUCGAUAACGCCAAGCUGGCUGCGGAUGAUUUCAGAAUCAAGUGGGAGACAGAGAAUGCCAUGUGUCAGUCCGUGGAGAGGGAUUGUGUGGCCCUAAAGAAAGCAAAGUCAGACCAUGACCAGAUCAUCGCCACACUCCGUGGAGACCUGGACAGCCUGAAAGAGGAACUCUACUUCCUGAAGAAGAACCACGAGGAGGAAAUAGACAGCCUAAGGGGACGAAUUGCUCAAGAGGAAGUCAAUGUAGAGGUGGAUGCGGCCCACGGACCUGAGCUGGGGACUGUUCUGGCUGAGCUUAGGUCUCAGUAUGAAGGCAUCGUCCAGAAGAACAAGGAGGAGACUGAGAACUGGUACCGUAAAAAGGUCGGUUUACUCAAGUUGGACAUGGUGCAGACACAGGUGCGAGAGAGUAACGAGGCUCUGAGAGGGGCUCAAAGUGAACUCACUGAGAGACAGCGCUUCCUGCAGACCCUCGAAGUGGAACUGGAGAGCCUGCACAAACAGGUGGCAGCUCUGGAGGGUAACCUGGGCGAGACAGGGCAGAAGUACACCCAGGAGAUGGAGCGACUGCAGGCGACCCUGGCCCAGCUGGAGGACAACCUGUCGCAGCUGCGCCUGGACAUGCAGCGUACCAAGACGGAUUACGAGCAGCUCCUGCGUAUCAAGCAGAACCUGGAAAUGGAGAUCGCCACCUACAGGAGACUGCUGGAGGGGGAGGAGAUGGUUAAAGAGAUUCCUCAACCACCCAAGAAGGAGCCUGACGUCCGCACCCGUAAGAUAGUGAAGGUGGUAACGCAAACCAUGAUCAAUGGUAAAGUGGUUGAUGAAUCCAGCGAAGUCGAACAGAUUGAAGAGACAAAGAAGUAAAACAAGAACACGACUGUCUGUGUGAUUCUCUGUAUAAAAGCCUCUAUUGUCCAUUUAGGAGCCACAUUACACUUGGCCCCAGAGGACCCCUGGAUAACACAGAGUUUUGUUUCAUUCCCAGUCUUUCAAAGAUAUUGUGUUUCCUUUCUCAAGCAUCAAGAGAGCUAAAAUUUCUAGGGAAAGCCAUCAGAUUUAGAGCAGAAAUUGAAGAAGAAACAAGUGCUCCUGUUAUUGCUUUUUAGCAAGUUCUUCUUGAAUGCAACAAAUAUUUCUGUUAGGUUGUUGAGUGUAUGGUGAGGAAAAUUGAAUUUACUUAUAAAUUUAUGUUUUUGAGAUAUUCAAUCUGUGAUUUCUGUAUCUCUUUAUCUUUAAUAAAACUGUUACA